AUGCAUUAUAGUAGUGUCUUGUUCAUAUUGAAAGUACUGACUGUUCUGCCUGUUAGACUCGUAUGUUCGGUGUGGAAUAUAUGGAUUCAUCAUCACCGAUUCCUAAAUGGAAAUAUACUGCUAAAAGCAUUCAUGCGAUUGGCAUUCGAUUUGACGAAUGAGUUUACAUGUCAUGAUAUCCUAAAUCCAUUGUUUGAUUGGUGCACAGAUGUAAUCUGCGAACCAUUGGAAACGAUUGAAGAUGAGGAAGAUAAUGAACAUUUACAGAUAAAGUUUAGAUGGUACGUGAGACCAAAGGAUUUUGAUCCGGAAAGAGACCCUGUAUUGAUCUAUUUCCAUGGUGGUGGGUUUGCUGUCAAGUUAACCCCAAUUUCAAUAUUAUUUUUAAGGAAUCUUAAGAAAGUGUUCCCCAAAAUGGUAAUAAUCAUCUCUGAUUAUACCGUUAGUGAUAUGCUUAAUGAUAAAAAGGCUUCUCAUAGAUACCCAAUGCAAAUCUUGGAAUCAAUUGCAUUAUAUAAUUAUGUGACAGAAUCAAUUGGAUGUAAAAGAGUGAUAAUGUCAGGAGAUUCGGCUGGUGGCAACCUUGUUGCAGAAGUAUUAUUGCAUUUGUCAAGGAACGACUUGAAACUUCCCCAUAAAGCUAUUCUGAUAAGUCCCUGGCUGAAUCCAUCGAAAAUUGAUGGACAUGAAACGUCAACCGAAAUAUUGGAUUGUCUUAGCUAUAAGGCACUAAAAAGGUUUAGUGAAGCGUAUAUCCCAUUUCAAUAUGAUAAUAGAGAAGCUCCCUUAAAUGUAGAGUGUGAUUUCGACAAAAAUAAUUGGAAUAUUAUCAUUAAUGAAACAAAAUUAUUUGUUACAUAUGGCCAGGAUGAGAUAUUAAGACCUCAGAUCCAACGAUUUAUAUCACGAUUGAAAGAGAUGAAUCCUUCUAAUAUCUACAUUCAAGGUGACGAAAAGGGUGGUCAUAUUGAGCCAUUAUUAAGUUGUAAUUUCAACGUUGAGCUGUGGUCCAAACAACCAACCAUAAAGGGAAUAUUGGAGUUUCUAAUGUCGUGA
Molecule: messenger RNA, 1056 nt
Organism: Naumovozyma castellii
Lineage: Eukaryota; Fungi; Ascomycota; Saccharomycetes; Saccharomycetales; Saccharomycetaceae
Gene: SAY1
Product: steryl deacetylase
Exons: 1
Coding region: 1-1056 (351 amino acids)
Source: RefSeq, a predicted model, not a curated record